UGCAGCAAAUUGUGCCGUGGUGACUUGAAAUGAAACGUUAAGGAUAUUAGACACAAUUGCAAGAAUGGCAAGGCCGUUUUCAUUAUGCUUGACAUUGCUGAUAUUUUUCGCUGUUAUCGAAGCUACUCAUAGACAGACUAAUCAGGAUGGACAGAGAGUGCAAAAUCGUGGUACAGCACGAUAUCAAAAUUCUAAAUUAAUCUCGGAAUCCAGCGACUUUACAAUCAGAUCGCCUCACGACAAGAGCUUUCGUUCAGAAACGGCUUCCAAUUUAGAGAAAAAUGAAACGCAUUUUGAGAGAGAAAGUUCCUCCAGAUCGCGAUCGAAAUUAUCAAGGACAAUCGAUAGUUCCGCUGUUACAUCACAGACGAAUGCGAGACAUUUAAAUUCCAAUGUCGACAAUUCUCGAAAUCGUUCAAGAUUGCAUACCACACAAGCGUCUAAAGAGAAAAGAAUUAAGAGUAGAUACGAUAAUAAAGAGAAUGCGCCUGAAUCGCAAGUGCGGCCGAAACAGCAGCAGAUUUCUCGAAGAACAUUUUCGGAUGCGUCUUCCAUCUGGGUAGAAAACGCGAAGUUAGAUCAAGAAGUGUCCACAAAAUCACCCGACCACCUGAGAUCAAGAACAGGAAGGAAGAUUUAUACAAUUGACAACGGGAAAGAAUCGAGAAGUCGAAUGAUUCCAUCCAGAAAAUCGGCGAGUGAAGACGCGGAAAAAAACAAAAGUCCGAUUUCCAGUAACCUGGAAAUGAAGGAAGUACGAUCGAAAUAUUCGAGAAGAAUCGAAAAUCUUACUUUAAUAGCUGAUCUAUCAAGAAUGAUGGAUCUGAAAAACACGAACGACUCUAUGAAUCGUAAAAAAGAAGGUGCAAGAGAACGGGAUGUUCUGUUGUUAAGCUCGGAGAAUAUCUUGAGAGUGGACGUUCCUUUGACAACAAUUGGAACUAGUGAAAGCGCCAAUAAUCAAAUAACCACGACAAUCUCGUCCGUGUCUUCAAGGCAAACUUCGAGGCUGGUCAAGGAAAGGGUAGAGAUCAAUGAUAUCAUGACAUCGAACGCCAAGAGGAACAAACAGUCCCUUCGAUCGAGAUCCAGGAAUAUCUCCAAUUCCGAGACAGCAAAAUCCGAAAGCGUCCCCUUUCGGAGGAAUUCAUCUAGAACAGGCGAUUCUGCGAAUGCCAGAACAAAUGGACGAUCUUCUAGUGCUAAACGUAGGUCUAAUGCGAAAAAUGUUAAUUCCAGAAAUAGAGCCACGCAUAAGUCGAGAGACUCGAACACAGCAGAAACAAGAAAUGAUGACAGAAACAAAAAUGUGGACACUAAUUCCGAGACAAAUGCGAGUGGACAGACGAAUACACGACGUAAUUUGUCCAACAAUAGACGCGCAUCUGAAGGAAAACGGGAAUUUAAGAAUGAUCGUAAAUUACAGAAAGUUACAGAAGCCAAAAUAGAAAAAUCAAAUGGCAGGACAGAGUCUGAAAAUUUGUCCAGUACAGUUAACAGUUUCGACGUUGUCACUACUCCGAGGGCGAUAAUUGUUGAAGCUACGACUGUUUUAUCUCUGAAUCCAAAAAUUGCAACAUCUGAUUCUGCUUCUACGACGAUCAGGUCAUCGACAGCCCAAAUAUCGUCUUCAACCGAACAAGUUUCUCGAAACAAGAAAAGAGACCGAAAGGAGGAUUCUCGAUCGCGGGAACUCUCGAAAACAGAUUUCUUUAAUCACGGUCUAGGCUUUCGGGGAAGGAUCUCGACCGAGGCAACUUCUUCGGCAGAUUUAAAGACUACUACGCUUAAGAGCGAGACGCAAUUAUCCGGCAAUCCUGGGUGGACUCUGAAACGCCGACCUAAUUACGUGAAUCACGAUAUCUCGUCGACUACCACCGCCGCAUCAGUUAAUCAAAAUCAGAUUGAUGAAAUUAGCUUGCCCAACGAUUCAUCGAGGAGCACUGAAAAGUCAUUAAGUGACGCGAAGGCUGCAAGAAGAGGCACUAAAAGGCCAAAAGCGAAAGAUGAGAACAGUAUUGUGUCAAGUGUUGCGUCAAAGAGUGUAACAAGAGGUAGCAAAACCUUUAAUAAAUCUGAAGGUUUCCUUGACUUACCUAAGGCGAUAGAAUCGGAGGAAAGUGACAAUUAUCCUCCUCCAUUCCGAGCUAGAUUAUCUCAAUUGAAAAACUCUAAUUUGAAACUUACUGACGAAAAGAGUACAACUAGGAUCAGCUUGCAGGCAACAAAAUCAAGUCCGGCGAAAGUUUUGUUCUCCGAAAGAUCUAAGCAGAAGCUGGACUUAGCUAGAAGAUUAAUCAAACCCGAACUGAACGUUGAUGAGAACAACUUUGUCCCUCAUUCCGGUAAAUCGCAAGUGAAAGAAAUUUCCACGGUCAAGGGAAGAAAUGUAGAAAAGACGACAAAAGCGACCAGCAAACUCAAUGUAUCACCUGAAAGUGCAGUAAUUGCAAAUACGCAGAAAGAAAAAUCUAUUACAAGAGGCAGAUGGAAAAUCUUGGAGGCUGGAAAAUCCUUGAAAGAUCGAAAUAACGAAAUUUUAUUUAGAUCCACAAUUAAAAAAAAUCGGAUAUCCUCGGAUAAAGCAAUAUCUUUGUCCAUGGAAGAAACAUCAACGAGCAGCAUCAGUAAAUUCAAUCCUCCACCACGUAGAAUUCCACUUCGCAGUACCAUAUCCGUGAAGAAAACUACUACCACGACCUUUGAUAUGACAAAAGUUCAAUCCUCAAAGUCGCAAAGUAUCCCGACGGCGCGAGAAGAAACGUCAACGUCGACAAAUAUGAUGGAGGCUAGUGACGAGAACAAUAUUGUUAUCACUACUGAACCAUUAACGUUAGAUAAAACAUCUAUUAUUGAAAGAAUUAAGUUAGAUAAACUAGAACGUGAUACUGAUGACGUACGAAAGGAAUCUGCCACAACAUUGAGCACCAUGUCGAUUACAGACGCGUCGAUGGACUCUAUGAAAGCUCACACUACAGAAUUUGUUCACGAGGUAACAUUGUCACCGACAAUCACCACAUCGAGUAGUGUACACUCGACGGAAUUGUCGAAGAACUUAUAUCCUGUUUAUAUUCCUGAUGCGAAGAAAUAUGACUCGUCGGAAGGCAAGGUUGGGGCAAAGUUUGCGAAUAAGGGUGUUUUCCAGCCUCGUUACACAAAGCAACGAGACUCGGACAAAGUGACGGUUUCUAUGGUGACGUCAAUGACCGUCGGACCUACUAGCAGAUACAUAAGGAAGAAAUCGGGCGAUUUCACGCCUUACGACACCGUUCCCAAAUUAACCAGCACAGAGGCAACAUCUACGCAGACGAAGCGCAAGGAGUUCCGUCCGCGAACGGCGACUUACAGGAGACAUUCCGAAGUACCAACUAGCCAACUGACGACUCAAUCAUCAACUAAGGCGAAUCAAGAAACGACUGUCUUUUCUGGCAAUACGUCGCCGAUAACUGAGAGUAGCAUUAGCAACAGUAGCGAAUCCAAUGUCUUCAAUCCCACUAAAAGCGCGUUUCUCAGCAGUAAUACCAACACACUGUUGGAGCAACUACGAAGUACUGUGGCACCGCUCUUGAACAACCUAAGUAACAGAACCCCCAUUUUCUCCGGAUCUUAUUCCAAUGUAAAUAUCGGGAAUUCCGCUCCUAGGAUAACGCCGAACGGUUCUCCACCGAGAUUCAGCGCAAGAUACAAAGGAGCGGAAUUAUUUGUGAGAAAACCGUCCACUAAUCAAGUUGUAAUACCAUCGAUCACAACAUCAUCGACUACAGCUUCGACACCAAUAGAGAAUACUGGCUUGGCGCCUUCUGUUCAAAUCAACAACCCCGGCGAGCCCAGAUUCAUCACUUUUUAUCAAGCAAUAGAGUCAGCUAGCAUAAGAAACGAAAAUCUGGGCGGGAAUGAUGUGUCCCAGCAGCAAAAACUAACUGGCGAGGUGACGAAGGUAGACUCUAACGCUACUGUACCUAACGGCAUCAGUAAUGAUACUGCUAACAACAAUGAUAGUCCAAUAUCCGCAUCUAUCGCAACUACAUCCUUCUCAGAUAUUAUUACUACCGUAGACAUUACCACCGCUGUUCAAUCGGCAGACCUUUCACUUGCCUCGAGAUUAGCUACGGAGAUUGUCCCCGACACUACCCCGAAAAUCACCUCGACGACGUCCCGAAUCCCUGCAAAUUCAGAAACGAGCGAGCAGAAUACUACAGCACCCAUUAUGGGACCAUCUGGAACUAACAUCUCCGAUAAUACACCGGCCAGCCCCAAUAUUUCAAGCACAUUAAUGUUACCUAACGUUAGCACGACCAAAAUGACCACGAUCGAAACGUCGACGAACGUCGAUGUAACUCUGGAAAUGUUAUCUUCCACGAAAUCUACUUCCGAUAACAUUCGAUCCACUGAAUCGAUGGAUAAAUCUAUGGAGAUAACGUCAUCAACAACUGUUGAAAUGACGCCCACUUCUCUGAACUUACAAAUGUCAACUAAUACAUCAAACACAACACCCUUUUCAAUCACCGAAAACAUAAUAUCACCGGAAACAACGACUAUGUCCAUGAUGAACGAUAUAUCUGAAAAUAUCGAGAUGAACACUGUGCAACACAAUGGAACAACGGAGAUGAAGAAUAUAGUUGAAAAUGUAGAAAUGAACACAAUAGGACAAUUCGAUAUGACAGUUCCGUCUCAAAUGAUGGAAACUACGAGUGCUACCGAGCCCACUACGACGGAAGAAAUGUCCAACAACAUAAUUGAGAUGCAAAUGACGGAAGCACCUGUUGACAUUUCUACAUUUCGCACACAAUUCAUCGAUAUUGCACAAAACAUUUUAUCCCAAUUGCAAAGCAAUUUCUCCACAAGUGAGACAUUUAUUCAAAAGCCCACUACUACGACUAUGCCCUCCAAACUAUCCACGACAAUAUCGGAAACAACGACAAACGGACCAGGGCAAGAAAUGAACAUCCAAAGCUAUCAAUCUAACGAUCAGAAAAUAAACGCAUCAGAUAUGGCUAACUCAAGUAUCAUUGAGAAUACAGGAGAUUCAUCAAUAACUACAGAAAUGGCGAUUGUCUCGCGACUUGCCAAUAUUAUUAUGAAGAACGACUCAAGGUCGUCCAAUGAUACGUUGCUCACUGAGCUAAUGACUAUUGCUAAGACUCUCUUUUCGGAAGAAAUGAAUGAAUCGUCACUCAUGCCAGAUCAGAUUUUUAAUGUUGACACGACUGUCAAUCCUGACAUAACAAGUAACUUUAUUCAAACUGACGGUAUAAUGGAAAACAAUUAUAAAAAUCAACUCAUGUUUUUGAACGAGACGUCAGAAACCAUCGAUGUGUCUUCUAUCGAACUGUCGACCACUGUAGAAAACAUUUCCGAGCGUAUAGAUGCCGUGACAAUUAGAAACGAAACAGAAGAAAGUCCUACUCUAGGAUCGGAAAUUUCGUUAAUGGAACUUAACCCUGCACAAUCCACUGAUAUCCAAAAUUCAAUUGAUGAUACAACAGCAAUAACAAUCACCCAAGGGACGGCGGUUGGCUCAAGAAUAAUCCAAUCCGAGCAACCAACCGAAACUACCACUACUAUAUCUUUCGAAUCACCCACGGUCGACACCACGACCAUCUUAUUCUCAUCAAUUGAACCGACUACGAACACUUCGACAACGACGUCGACCUCGACGACGACAACGACGACGACGACGACGACGGAGACUUCACAAACGACAUCAAUGGAAUCAUCUUCGCGAGCCGACCUAACUACCACUGCUGGGUCAAUGCUCGAGACGACAUCUUCAACUAUCGACAUUAACGAAAACCUUAUUUCUACCGAGACGACAACCAUCGAUGCUCGAGACACAAUGAUUGCUUCCGUCGAAUCAGAGAAAAUGAUGACCUCGUCAUCACCUAUCAUGAAUACAACAACUAUGUCACCUACCACACAGAUCAUUACGCCAGAUCGAAUGACGCCAAGUCCGGCGGUCACAUCUUUCGGCACCUUACCUCAGAGGCCUUAUCUGGGAUCCUUUGGUGGCAAUCAAGCGAUGGCUACGACCUCGAGAUUUGGUUCUUCCAACAAAGCGCCCGUCCGCGACUAUCAGAUUUAUGGUAUUUAUCCCAACAAGACCAUCGUGCGGAAGCGACCGGAGGACAAUUUGAUCGACGCCAGGAACAUAAACAGUCCGUAUGUGAUAUUUGGCAUCUUUCCGGAUGGCAGACUGGUUCGCAAAUUUCCCAACGGAACAAUAAUACCGGAUUCACCUAGGAACCCGGUUGAGGUUGUGUUUACGCUUAGCACUACCACUACUACUAACCGACCAGCAUUCGGCUCGUUUUAUAACCAGGUUAACCAAGCGGGCACUUAUAACCAAAUCACUCAAUCUCCGGUGUACUAUAGUGACCCGAGAUAUCAUAGUAGACCCGCGGACAAGCUGACGGGAGAUGUCCAGAGUCCCAGCCCUGUCGAUUUUGGACUUACCCGUAAUACAAUCGGCGUUCCCUCUGGAGUCGACCUGAAAUUCGCGACGUCGUUUGGUCUCCCUGCUAGCGCUCCGUGCGCAAACAAAAUGAGCGAUAUUUUAUUAAGCCUCCAAAAGCUGCCAAAUGUAGCCUCAAGAUUCGGUAAACUGCAAAGUCCAGACGGCUCUUCUAUCAUCCCGGAUCGCGAAACUAGUGAAGCUUCUCGAACAAAAAUAACAUCUGAUCAACGCAGUGCUGUAUAUAUCGGACAGGAUAAAUUUAUCAAUUAUCAGAUCGACGGUGCACCUGAGGUCAAUCCAAAAGUGAUUGAUGUGAAGAUAAAUUCAGUAGCUACUUCUCUGAAUGAAGGUACAGCAUCUACAGCGAUCCCAUCUUUUGAAAGUUUACUGAACCAGUCGGGUGAUGGUGUAAAGACAACAUCUCCUGAUUUUCCUUGGAAAGAUCCUCUCGAUCAGAUAUUCGGGAUCACUACCAAUUCACCGAUACAAACAGCAUCAGUGGCAUCGAACCAAUUGAACGAACCGGCAGAAAAUAAUGUACAGAACAUAAUGCCACGUCCUAUAAGCCCCUUGGUAGAGGUCUUCACGCCGGUUGUAAGUGGUGUAACCCUAACGAAUUCUGAAAAUAAAACAACCGCAUCAACUACUACUCCUACUACAACCAGUACUGUAUCAACCAGUACAAACAAAACAGCAUUGACUACUGCUGCUAUUAGCACAACUACUGCUACAACAACAGCUGCAAUUACAACAAUACCUACUACUACUACUACCACCAUUACCACUAGUACUACUACUACCACUUUGACAACAAUUCCUACAACGACUUUGAUAGGCCAAACAAGUAGUCCAUCUGUUAUUCCUCGGCACGCAACAACUGAUUCUUCCAUAAAUACUUUGUUGAGUAUAACGACGCGUUCAAAUAUGGUUCCAUCAUCACCUGCGACAAUAUCUACGGACAAUGUACUAAACGGAUUACAGACAAAUUCGAAGGAAAGCCCCUUUGGUACAACAUUCGAGGAUUUGACUUUCCUAAAUUCAUUGUUACAGAACCAAAACGUUAAAACAUCAUCUAAAACAUUAAGUGAAAUAGAGCAAAUGUUAGCAAACAGGAUUUUAGCGCUUGCAUUGGCUAGACCCGAAUUGACACGCUCGCCGAAAGCAAUUAACACCAUAGAUUCAAACAACAAUCUUAACUCCAUCAAAGAUGUUCCAUCUUCCGAACCAAUAAUGAUCGAUUUAUUGGCGUAUCCGUCAACGUCACCCUCAAGCGUCAGUAGUAGCACAUCAACUACAACAACUACAUUGGCACAACCUAGUAAAGCACCGAUAAGUACCACGACCAGGGCACCAGUCGUUAUCACCGCCAAACCUAAGACGACAACGCGACCCAAAACUAUCACUCGAGCGCCUACAGGAAUAGGUGUAAGCUUAUGGCGGGCGUUGUUUGGCAGCAACAAUCCUUCCGCGGCGACCACAUUAACGACUGUUAGACAAAGACCGACUUCCAGACCGGUCCAAACCACCCAAAGGUCCGUCGAGAUCACUCAGAGACCGAUUAGGCAAUCGACUACGCAAACGAGUCACAUAAUGUCCGCGAUCAGAUCGCACACAACGCCGAGGAGCGUAGAUAUUUCGGAUAUCAAAGUGACAUCGUCGACCAAAUCUGACGAGAACAAUGUGAAUCCUGUUUCCGUUUCGACGCCAAGUUCGAUUUCAACGCGACAGACACUCUUGAAUAAUCCAAACCCAAGAUUGACCGACGUCCCUACAUCUACGUACUCAUCCGAGGACGACGCAAAGUUCCUGAUCUCGCUCUUGCAAGCUGUACAAACAGAAACGAAAUCGAGCACCUCUGCAAUGACACAAAAUAAAGUAACCGAGGAUGAUGAAGCCUUCUUGAGAGCGAUAUUAAAUAAUCAAGCUGUUAUUUCGACUAUGUCACCAUCGUCUACUGAAGUAAAUAAUGCUGCUUUGCUCGCAUUACUUUUAAAACAGCAAGGCAUAGAGCCGUCAACACCAGCGAUCAAAGUUAGGGAACAAUUGCAAAUAGCUAGCCUGGACUUAACUACUGCUCGGCCAAUGACAACUAAUAGACCGAUCUCCAGCACUCAAUCUGUGAUUACCACGAAAAGAAGGACAAGUACACCGAGACAAUCAUUCAGAUCAUCGCUACGAACUCCCAGUUCAACAUGGUCCCCCAGUUCAACGUAUCCACGUCCUCUCUUCGGAGAAAAUUCGGGUAGUGGACUAUUUACUGCUACUCGAGCCCUCGGUCAAUUUCUUGGCGCUGCCAUUACGGGUGCAGCCCAACAAUUACAAUCUUUUCUAAGAAGAAAUAGUACCAGAAGCAUAACUGGAUAAUAUUAGAAAAUAGAAUAGGGCAAUAUAUACUAGCGUUUCGCGCAAAGUGCGGGUCUCAAAGCUUUUCUUCCUCAAAGAUUUUACUUUUUUUUAUAACUUAUUUUUAUUAGUUUUAUUUAUAGAGUUCAUUAUCAGUUUAUCUAUACUAUUUAUAUAAAAACACAAAGUUUGUCAGUUGGAUAGAUUUAUAUUUGGUGAAAAAUAAUAUAUAUCAAUUAAUUAUUAUGUCGAUUAUUGGUGUUUGAGAUUCAUUUCAAAUAUAGACGGAUUGAAAUGAAAUUUGAAUCAAUAAAGAUUUUCACAAUUAAUUGUUGAUCGCCAGUGAUAAAUUUGAACAAAUAAU
This is a messenger RNA of Nylanderia fulva, 9161 nucleotides long. Lineage: Eukaryota; Metazoa; Arthropoda; Insecta; Hymenoptera; Formicidae. The record is from RefSeq and is a predicted model, not a curated record.